This is a messenger RNA of Penicillium atrosanguineum, 1836 nucleotides long. Its product is annotated as putative glycerol:H+ symporter (Gup1). The transcript is spliced from 5 exons. The record is from RefSeq and is a predicted model, not a curated record. NCBI's taxonomy places the organism in Eukaryota, Fungi, Ascomycota, Eurotiomycetes, Eurotiales, Aspergillaceae. Gene Ontology annotation, cellular component: endoplasmic reticulum. Bases 1 to 1836 code for a protein of 611 amino acids. Gene Ontology annotation, biological process: GPI anchor biosynthetic process.
AUGCCGUCCAUUAUUUCCUGGUUACGGCAGAUAUACUCGCUUGAUACCCUCGACACUCGCUUCACGACCUCAGCAACUACCCCUGCCACGGACACGCGACCUCCGCCCGCUAAAGAUGCCCGCGCCAACGCCAUUGCCCAAAAUGCUCCGGCAUCACUCUGGCGCACGCCCGAAUUCUUCGUCUACUACCUCUUCUUCAUUACCCUCGUUCCUUUGAUGUUCAAGACCGUCAUCGACGCCUCCAAGGAUGACCACCCCAUCUACCCUACAUACUCAAACCUUUUAUCACCGGGAUGGAUUCCUGGCCGUCAAGUCGACAACUCCGAUGCGCAAUACGCCAGCUUCCGCGACAACAUUCCAUAUCUUGCCCUCCUUCUCAUCGCCCAUCCUGUGGCUCGUCGCAUCUACCAAUCGUUCAUGAGCCGUAAAGAUGUGGCACCCAAAUCUUCCAAACCCUCCGUGGUCGCCGCCGGAGACGCACACCUCGAACAACGGAUGCGCUUCGACUUUGGAUUUGGCCUGGUUUUCAUCACAGCCCUCCAUGGAGCUUCGGCCCUCAAGGUAAUUGCGAUUUUGUUCCUCAAUUACAAAAUUGCCAAAAACCCCCCCGGAACUACGUCCCCGCCGCGACUUACACAUUCAACAUUUGCAUAUUGCUCAGGCACACCGGGAGAGAAGGGAUCGAUGCUGGUCCACUGGGCGCAGUCAUUGGAUAGCCUGGGAGGAAUCAUGCCGCGAUGGGAGGUCCUCUUCAAAGUCACCGUGCUACGGCUGAUCAGCUUCAACAUGGACUACCAUUGGAGUGCUGACCACCUCGCGACGAGCCCCAUUGAAAAGAAACAACUAGACCCCGCGGCCCUUUCAGAUAGAGAUCGUGUCAAGAUCCCCGCCGAACCUGCUGCGUAUAACAUGCGCAACUACAUCGCCUACGUGCUCUAUUCACCACUCUACCUGGCGGGACCCAUCUUGACCUUCAAUGACUAUGUCUCGCAGCAAAGAUACACUGCGCCGUCAUUGACACGCACCCGCACCAUCCUCUACGGAGUCCGAUUCCUUCUUACCCUGCUCUGCAUGGAGCUAAUCCUCCACUACAUCUACGCAGUGGCCAUCUCGAAAGCUUCACCGGACUGGUCACUCUUCACAUCCGGUCAGCUUAGCAUGCUCGCCUACUUUAACCUGCACAUCAUCUGGCUGAAGCUCCUCAUCCCCUGGCGCUUCUUCCGUUUCUGGGCUCUUCUCGACGGAAUUGACCCGCCCGAGAACAUGGUCCGCUGCAUGUCCAAUAAUUAUUCCGCCCUCGCUUUCUGGCGCGGUUGGCACCGUUCCUACAAUCGCUGGAUCGUCCGGUACGUCUAUGUACCCUUGGGCGGAGCUGGACGGCGGCCCGCCGCAGGAAAGCCAGGACCUGCACCAUCAGGCUUCUGGGUCAAGUUCCAGCAGAUCCGCAACUUCAUGCUUGUGUUCACCUUUGUUGCGCUUUGGCAUGAUAUCAACCUCCGCCUGCUUAUGUGGGGUUGGCUCGUCACCCUCUUCGUUCUUCCAGAGGUUCUUGGCGGUAUGUUCUUCCCUGCCCAUCGCUGGCGUUCUCGCCCAACCGCAUAUCGCGUCCUGAGUGGUAUUGGCUCCGUGGCCAAUGUGCUCAUGAUGAUGAUAGCGAACCUGGUUGGAUUCGCGCUCGGUCUGGACGGACUGAAGGACCUUCUUGCGAGUCUGACGGGCUCAUAUGCUGGCGUCGCAUAUAUGAUUUCGUGCUGCGUUGUUCUUUUCGUUGGUGUUCAGGUCAUGUUUGAGAUUCGAGAGGAGGAACUACGCAUGGGAAUCAACUUGAAAUGUUGA